This is a messenger RNA of Aphanomyces invadans, 579 nucleotides long. RefSeq lists its product as hypothetical. The transcript is spliced from 2 exons. The record is from RefSeq and is a predicted model, not a curated record. NCBI's taxonomy places the organism in Eukaryota, Oomycota, Saprolegniomycetes, Saprolegniales, Verrucalvaceae. The coding region runs from base 1 to 579 and encodes 192 amino acids.
AUGAGUACUGAGUCAGUACUCGUCAGUGCUAAUGACGAAUCGAUUAUUGCUCCCCGGGUGUACAAGUUGACGAAGCGGAAGAAGCUCAGUCCAACUUCAACAACAAUGCUUCUGGAGUAUGCCCUUGGCAUACUUGUGGAACGACCCUUGAUCCCAGCUGUCAGCUUUGACAUCAACAUGCGUGAUGCUGACGCAGUGCUCUCGUUUCGUUUCGACGUCUCCGGGGUUCUUCAGCUCACGUCUUUGCUCGAGUGCAUGAACUUACAAAAGCGGACGUACUCAGGCCACAAACGCAUGCACUGCCUCAACUUCCAAGGGUUGACGACCCCAGAUGGUUUGUGUAUUCACUUCUUCAGACCCUUGGAGGGUAGUCGACAUGAUGUGACGUUGCUUCGCGUCAGUCAGCUGCAAGAGUACUUUGAGGCCAAUUCGGACAUAUUUGAUGGCUACUACAUUUAUGGGGACCCUGCCUAUCCCAUUUCAAAAUGGAUUGUGUCUGGCUACAAGGGGAACAACUUGGACGCGCAAAAACAGAGUUUCAACACAGCCAUGAGCCGAGUCCGCCAAGGAGUCGAAUGA